AUGCGCGAGAUCGUCCACGUUCAAGCCGGCCAAUGUGGGAAUCAAAUCGGCGCGAAGUUCUGGGAGGUCAUCUCCGACGAACACGGCGUACAGGCGGAUGGGCAAUACAAGGGCGAAUCGGACCUUCAGCGCGAGAGGAUCAGCGUGUACUACAAUGAAGCCAACGGCAACAAGUACGUCCCGCGCGCCAUCCUCGUCGACCUCGAGCCGGGCGCCAUCGACUCGCUCCGGGCUGGGCAAUACGGGCAGCUCUACCGCCCCGACAACAUUGUCCACGGCCAGUCCGGCGCUGGCAACAACUGGGCCAAGGGCCACUACACCGACGGCGCCGAACUCGUCGAAAACGUGCUGGAAGUCGUGCGCAAGGAGGCCGAGCACUGCGACUGCCUCCAGGGUUUCCAGCUGACCCACUCGCUCGGCGGCGGCACCGGCUCCGGCAUGGGGACGCUGUUGAUCUCGAAGAUUCGCGAGGAGUACCCUGAUCGCAUCGUGUCAUCCUUCUCCGUCGUGCCGUCGCCAAAGGUCUCUGUGACGGUCGUCGAGCCGUACAACGCCGCGCUCUCGGUCCACCAGCUGCUCGAGAACACCGACGAAACCUUCUGUAUGGACAACGAGGCGCUGCAUGACAUUUGCUCCCGCACGCUGCAGCUCAAGAACCCGGCCUACCCGGAUCUGAACCAUUUGAUCUCGAUGACCAUGUCCGGUGUCACGACGUGCCUCCGCUUCCCGGGCCAGCUCAACGCCGAUCUGCGCAAAUUGGCGGUCAACAUGGUGCCGUUCCCCCGCCUGCAUUUCUUCAUCACCAGCUUCGCGCCGCUGGCCGCCAAGGGGCUCUCGCAAUACAACGCUCUCUCCGUCGGCGAGCUGACCCACCAGAUGUUCGAUGCCAAGAACAUGAUGGCGGCCUGUGAUCCCCGUCAUGGGCGCUACUUGACGGUGGCGGCGAUGUUCCGCGGAAAGAUGAGCAUGCGCGAGGUUGACGACCAGAUGAACUCGCUCCAGAACAAGAACUCCGACCAUUUCGUCGACUGGAUCCCCAACAACAUGAAGACGGCCGUGUGCGACAUCCCGCCCCGUGGUCACAAGAUGGCCGCCACGUUCAUCGGCAACUCGACGGCUAUCCAGGAGUUGUUCAAGCGCAUCGGGGAGCAGUUCACGGCCAUGUUCCGUCGCAAGGCCUUCCUCCAUUGGUACACGGAAGAAGGAAUGGACGAGAUGGAGUUCACGGAAGCCGAGUCGAACAUCAACGACCUCGUCUCGGAGUACGCCCAAUACCAAGAGGCCACCCCCGAGGAUGAGGGCGAGUUCGAGGAGAACGAC
Molecule: messenger RNA, 1320 nt
Organism: Mesorhabditis spiculigera
Lineage: Eukaryota; Metazoa; Nematoda; Chromadorea; Rhabditida; Rhabditidae
Source: the annotation of a GenBank genome assembly